AUGUCUUUCGAGCUGGUGUCUUUCGAGAUUUUGACUUUCGAGCUAGUGUCUUUCGAGCUGAUGUCUUUCGAGCUGAUGUCAUACUCCCGAUUUUACAUGAUAAAAUGUGGUUCAAGACAUACACUGGCGCUCACCGAUGACGGCCGGGUGUAUGCCUGGGGUUGGAAUAAUUGGGGCCAAAUUGGUUGCGGUGAUGGCAAUUUUAACAAAGAAAAGAAAAACCAUGUCUUUAAUGAAGUGCAAAAUUUGGCAAAACUGGACUCAGAAUAUGUGGCCAAGUAUUACCACUCGUGGACUGAAUCCCAUUAUCUUUACAUUCAAAUGGAGUUCUGUUCGCAAAGUCUUAAAUCUGUUCUCAAAGACAAACCCAUUGUCUUCGAGAGACAACCGGAAGAAGCGAUGAAUAUCUUUGAAUAUUUCAUUUCAUGUGAAAUAUUCAAAGAGCUCUUAGAAUGUGUUGAAUAUCUUCACGAAUCCAAUCCUCCACUCAUUCAUCGGGAUCUCAAAACCGACAAUAUAUUGAUUAAACGCAACAUUAGAUCCAAUCGAUGGGUAAAAGUGUGUGACUUUGGUUUGGCCACCGAUCACGACAUGCCAUCCAUGAGCCACACGUCUAAUGUCGGGACUUCACAAUACAUGGCUCCCGAAGCACAUCAGCGCCGACAGUCGCCCGACCAGUGGUCGAGUGCUACAGGAAUACAACGACUGGUCUAUCAAUAA
Molecule: messenger RNA, 720 nt
Organism: Medioppia subpectinata
Lineage: Eukaryota; Metazoa; Arthropoda; Arachnida; Sarcoptiformes; Oppiidae
Source: the annotation of a GenBank genome assembly